Molecule: messenger RNA, 4950 nt
Organism: Cercocebus atys (sooty mangabey)
Lineage: Eukaryota; Metazoa; Chordata; Mammalia; Primates; Cercopithecidae
Gene: UBFD1
Product: ubiquitin family domain containing 1
Exons: 7
Coding region: 204-1133 (309 amino acids)
Molecular function (GO): RNA binding; cadherin binding
Source: RefSeq, a predicted model, not a curated record
CGGACCCGCCCCCUUCGGCUUGGGAAAGCUAAAGCGUGGCAGGGGCCGGACCGGGGAAGCGGAGGAGGCGGGUCUCCAUAGAAACCUCCACCUGUUUCCGGCUGUGCUGUGAGAGAUUAGGGGCUGCUGCGGGGGCCAAUCUCAGCCAGCUCGCCUCUUCCCAGCGGCCUCUGCGGGAGCGGUGGGUGUUGUACACAAUCAUCAUGGCGGCGGCCGGGGCCCCGGAUGGCAUGGAGGAACCUGGCAUGGACACGGAGGCCGAGACCGUGGCGACUGAGGCGCCCGCGCGGCCCCUCAACUGCGUGGAGGUUGAAGCCGCGGCGGGGGCGGCGGCCGAGGACUCCGGCGCCGCACGAGGUAGCCUGCAGCCGGCCCCGGCCCAGCCCCCUGGGGACCCCGCAGCCCAGGCCUCGGUCAGCAACGGCGAAGACGCGGGCGGCGGCGCGGGCAGGGAGCUGGUGGACUUGAAGAUCAUCUGGAACAAGACCAAGCAUGACGUGAAGUUCCCCCUGGACAGCACAGGCUCCGAGCUGAAACAGAAGAUCCACUCGAUUACAGGUCUCCCGCCUGCCAUGCAGAAAGUCAUGUAUAAGGGACUCGUCCCCGAGGAUAAAACAUUGAGAGAAAUAAAAGUGACCAGUGGGGCCAAGAUCAUGGUGGUUGGCUCCACCAUCAAUGAUGUUUUAGCAGUAAACACACCCAAAGAUGCUGCGCAGCAGGAUGCAAAGGCCGAAGAGAACAAGAAGGAGCCUCUCUGCAGGCAGAAACAACACAGGAAAGUGUUGGAUAAAGGAAAACCUGAAGAUGUGAUGCCAUCUGUUAAGGGUGCCCAGGAACGCCUGCCAACGGUACCGCUGUCCGGCAUGUACAAUAAGUCUGGAGGAAAAGUGAGACUCACCUUUAAACUAGAACAAGACCAGCUGUGGAUUGGCACUAAAGAACGGACUGAGAAAUUGCCCAUGGGCUCCAUAAAAAAUGUGGUCAGUGAACCUAUCGAAGGACAUGAAGACUACCACAUGAUGGCGUUUCAGUUGGGACCCACGGAAGCCUCUUACUACUGGGUGUACUGGGUUCCAACUCAAUAUGUGGAUGCAAUCAAAGACACUGUGCUGGGGAAAUGGCAGUAUUUUUGAAAGCACUUUCACCUCUGGCCCAGGAGACUGACCCAAAGUGAAGGACAUUGCCGGGAGAGGCCUGCAGCAUCCCUGGAUUUCAGAGUUCUGGAACUUUGUUCACAAAAAAUCUAUAUUCAGUCUGAGGUGAUGUGGUGACUGAAGCCAGAGGUGAUGUACUUUCACCAUUAGCUUAAUUUUAACUUAAAAUGACCAGUUCCCUUUCUUGUAGUCAGCUUCAUACCAUUUUUAAACUCAAUACGAUGGAAAUCAAUAAAUCUGAAUUCCGAACAUGUUGUGUGGAAUACUCUUAAGUGUGUUUGAGAGUAGAUCUGCCAAUUAUGUUGACAAGGGAAUGAUCAAAAGCUUUUUUUUUUUUUUUUUAAAAAAAAGGCGGUUUCAAUUGAAAUAUUUUCAUACAUCUUUGGUUGCAAACAUUUGGACUGCAUUGCAAUGAGUUGGGGUGUUUUUUUUUCCUUUUUUGUAUAAAAUUGUAUGCAAAAUGGAGGGGGGUUAGUAAGCCAUAUAUUUCUGUCCAUUGAUUCAGAUUUAAUUCUUUCCCUUUUUCAUUCUCUCGCUUCCUCGAUUUGAGUUUUUGUUUUAAGAACCCAAAGAUGUCAGUUCCUCUUUUGGUACCUCAUCAACGCUUCCUUUCCUGGGCUCCCUCCCGCCGUGCUGCUGCUGCCUGUGAACGCACGGUGGGAGAGGAAGAGCUGCUCGGUCUUGGGCAGGGAGCUCUCACACUUGCUGUGGUGUUCGUUGAGCAGCAGAGUAUCUCCCAGUGGCUCCUGUUUAAACGUCUUGCCCUUUGGGCCCCAUCUCCGAGGAGUUCCAUUGCUGAUUGGAUGAUUGUCUGCACCCCUCUCUGAGCUUGGCCUAGAGGCCCCAGCCUGGCAUGGUUGUGCCUGGGCUGUGCCACUCAAAAACCCCAGCUCCCAAGCAGACAAAGGCCUCUUCCAGGAGGAGCCAGGUAGAAGAUAGACUAUACAGCCGUAUAGCUGCAGAUCCAGAUGUAAACUUCUUUCUUUGGAAGUUUUCAAGAAAUUCUUAAGCAGUCCAAGGAUGAUUUCAAUUAUGCUUCUCCAUUGGGUCCUUCUGCUCAUGCAUUCAGUUCAAGUGUCCUUUAUCCCAGGUUCAGAGAUGCUGCCUUUCUCAAGAAGACAUCUGACCCUAGCAGGUUGGCCAAUGCUAUUGAACAACAAAAAUGGGAUAAAUUGCUUUCAUGAUUAGCUCACCCUCUUCUGGUUUUAGCCCUUCUACCCUUCUGUUCUUUGUACACGUGAACUUCUGUCAUCUCCGGCUGGCUUGGUUGCCUCUGAAAGGAGGGAAAGUCUCUUGGUAAAUGAUCUCCUUUGUGCUGUUUGCUGUUUCUCUGCUGCUGUCUUUGCAGUUCUCCUCUCACUGGUUGCAGGCUCUCAUAGUAAGGUUUGGCGAGAAAUGUUCCAAACGUCACAUUUUGGAUUCUAGGCUGUCAUCCCUCGUUCUGUGAAACGUAUUAGCAUGUGUUCGCCCAAGAUGACUAUUUCUUGUGAGCCAGUUAAUGAUGAUAUUGUACGCCCUUCCCUUCUAAGCUGUAGUUCAGGAAUCCAGCCCACAUAGACUCUUGCUUUCCAUGGUGUGUUCAAUGCCAAGUGAUGCAUCUAGGCAGGAAAAUCUACUCUUUGCUUUUUUGGGGGCAAUUAGUACAUUUGUGAAGUGCAGCAUCCAAGAAACAGCCUGUUUUUCAUCCCUUGAGAAAGGAGCAGUCAUUGCAGCUUUUCUGUCCUUGUCGGCCUGCAGUUCCUGAGGAAAAGAGUGCAUCUGAGCUACUUGUCCAAGCCUCUGUCUGCAGGUGACAGGUUUCGGGGGAAAUGAGAUGCAUUAAGUAGACUGUCAUCUCGGGUCAGACACUGCCCCUUUUGUUUGCCAAUGCCCCAGUCCUAGAGACUUGUCCUGACAGUGCCGCACACCUACUUUUGAUCUCUCAGAGCAGGCGGCUCCGUCCCCAGGCUGGCCUGGCUGCUCUUGGAGGCCUCUUCACUUGCUCCCCUUAUUGCCCCAUUCUUGUGGCUCGCCAGGCCACUUGGCCUCCCCUCUUGCCAGUGACAGCAAGCGUUUCCAUCAUCUCCCUGCUGCCCAAGGGCCAACUGCUUCUCACUCAGGCUGGUGUCGUUUCAGGAGGACCAAAGCCUGCGUGAGUGUUUUUAUUUUCAGUAAAAUGGUGCUUUUUUCCUUACUUCGAGAUACUAUAUAUAAAUAAUAAUGUAAAUGACACCUUUUCGUAUGGAGCUGUUUGAGUAUUGCUUUACAGAGCUUACUAAAUCAGCUUCAGCAAUCUUGAGCUCUGUGGCUCCUCACCCUGUCUGCAUGGAAGACCUUGCUGGAAGCUCUCGGGAGAGCAGACAUAACACCAGAAGCCACUGGGAGAAGUGUUUUCGAUCGUGUCUGGGUCACAGUAGUAUUCACUGUUCAGUCAUUGAGUUCCGUGAGCAGUCUCUUCAUACAUUUCUUACAGUCUGGAGUGUACUGACUAAAUCUGUGUAAGCAAAUUGAAAUAGUCUUUCUCUUAGGUAGCGUCACAGUGGUUUUUUUUUCCCUCAGGAUAAUUUCUAUAUAGUUUCCUCACUGUCAGAGGGAUCAGAUCUUUCCCUCACUGUGGCAGGGGGCGUGCAGGUGGAUAAAGGAAGAGCUGGUUUCCGGAGAGUGACCAUAACAGCAUUGACUGGAAGCCAGAGAUGGAGGGGGUGGCCAUCUCUUACACACUGAACACCUCUCAGAGCCCCCUGAGGGCUUCUUUGUCUUCUAGAAUCUGUACCAGUGGUCCUCCUGCAGGUUCUGGCUCACAGACAUCAUCACGCUUUUCUUUCACUCCCUGAGGCGCCUUGGCAGAAGAACAUGACCCUGUGAGCCAGGCCCCCUCAGCUCUGCUUCAGAUCACAGAACGCAGACAGACUCGCGAGUUGCUGGACCUCUUUGGUAUUAAGUGUUUGAAUCCACGAUGGGCCUUUUGCAAGUAGCGUUAGCUCUUUUUAAAUGUUGAACUGAGCUAAGGAUGCACUUUCUUGUGGGCAUAGAAGGGGCCCACGUGAGGCCCUGAGUAGGCUCCUUAGUUGCUGCUUUACCUAAUGAGGGCCAAAGAGAUUAACUCUGCCUCAUUGCCAUGUUUCAGAAAAGUUGCCAUAUUUCACCCAGAAGGGGCUCGUUUUCCUCUUACUCUUACUUUAACCAUGUGCCUGGAGGAGCCGUUCUGGGCUCUUGCACUUGCCCAACCUUUCUUUGCCAGGGGCAGAGAAGGGAAAGGGGGUAGAUUGAGUGUGCCAAGGGCCGUGCAAGGGCAGGCUUGCUUUCCACCCAUCUGCUGAGGGAACCCUUGCCUCUUGCUCCUUGCCUCUGUUCACGCCUGUUGUCUUGGAAAAGGAUGGUCCCUUUGUCUUAAGGCUUUGUGAUAAAGUCAUCUCCGGUUAGGAUCGGCACCUCUUUCCUUCAUCAUAGUGCCUGGCAGCCUUUCUGAAGUUACAGGUGGUUGGGAGCCCUCUCACGUGCAGAACAUCUGGUAGAUUGACCUGCCAGGCUGGGUGGUUCUACUGCUUUCUCAAUUUCUAAGAACCUUUUUUUUUUUUCCCUUAAAGAGUUCUGCAGAAUUAUUUGACAAUAUUUGUAAGUACCAUGUUUCCUUGUGGUGUACGCUCUGUUCUCGUUUCUGUUUUUAAAUCAAAUGCCUGUUUGGGAGGAGAUGAACGUAUUUAGUCUAUUAGAUUUGCGCUGCUGGAUUUUUUUUUUAAAGUGUAACCUUGACUAGCUGUCUUAUUGUUUAUCCUGUAAGAUUAGUCUAUUGAUUAAAGUUUGAUAAUUAAUUGCG